AUGCGGGGAAUUUCUGUGUCCACAGCAAGCCAGCGGUUAAUUGCUGUGGACACAGCGAUUGCGUGGGGAAUUUGCUGUGGACACAGCGAGUGUGUCAGGAUUCCCUGUGUCCACAGCAAGUCAGCGGGGGAUCGCUGUGUCCACAGCUUGGAGGGCGGGAAGCGAGUCCAUCCGAUUCACAUCACCGCCGCUCCCCCGUUACACAUCGGUGGAGUCGUGCGGGCAUCUACGCGUGCCCCUCGGGCAUUUUGUGGUCUGCGGGUGGCGCAAGCCGCGUGGACGCAUGGGAAUCCACGCAGCUCGCGAAACUCCGAUCCAGGGUCGAGUACUCAAGCUCAAGCCAGUGGAGGCGAUUGUAGGUUAUACAUGAGGCGGAGCAUUUUAAGAGAACAGAAGUUGGGAGUAUGGGCUAUCGGGCACGCGGCUGGCGGCGGAGCGUUGACAUGUGCCGCCGCUGUACAGCGUAGCGCCAUCCUCGACUAUGCUUGUGCGCCGCCACCCAUCCCUCGUCUACCUCGCUCGGGAAGAGUCAACAAGAGUGAGGGCGAGAUGAAGGAAACAGAUACGACGCGCUGCGGGAACGCGCGAGCGCGAGGAAGACGAGAAGGGGAUAGACGCGGGGGAAUGUACGGGGUCGCGCAAACGGGCGCUGGCAAUGGCGAAGGCGAGGUCGAAGUCGUGGGCGAAGGCGUAGGCGUGUGCGAAGGCGUGGGCGUGGGUGAAGACGAAGUCGAAGGCGAAGGCGAGACGAAGAGGCGCACAGCGCGAAACGAGCCGAAACGGGGGACGCGAGAAGUGGAUACAGAGACAGGAGCGAGAAAGAAAAGAGAAGAGACGAAACUAAAUAAAACGUACGAGAAGAGAACUAGGGUACAAUCGCGAGAGGAAAGUGUGCCGAGCCGCGAGUGGUGGAGAUCGAGGGCGCGCGGCGAAGGCCACGAGCGGGCGCAGAGAGCGCUACGUAGCAUCCGUGUGCGUUGGGUCUGGACUAGAGUGAUGGCUUGUCGAUCCCAGGGCGCUCGUGGGAGGAUCGCGAUGGGUGCGCGUGGCGGAAUGGACGAGAUGCGAGCACCUGGACCUCACAUCAAUCAGGUCCCCUUAGCCUGGGGCACGGGGGGAUGGCCCGGGCUAAGGAGACCUGAAUCCGUGCUCCCGCGCAUGUUUGAAUAA
Molecule: messenger RNA, 1170 nt
Organism: Epithele typhae
Lineage: Eukaryota; Fungi; Basidiomycota; Agaricomycetes; Polyporales; Epitheliaceae
Exons: 6
Coding region: 1-1170 (389 amino acids)
Source: RefSeq, a predicted model, not a curated record